This is a messenger RNA of Ascochyta rabiei, 774 nucleotides long. RefSeq lists its product as uncharacterized. The record is from RefSeq and is a predicted model, not a curated record. Lineage: Eukaryota; Fungi; Ascomycota; Dothideomycetes; Pleosporales; Didymellaceae. The coding region runs from base 1 to 774 and encodes 257 amino acids. The transcript has a single exon.
AUGUGGUGGGGCCUUGUUGAUGUUGAUGCUGGUGGUGGUGCUGAUGCUGGUGGUGGUGUUGAUGCUGGUGGUGGUGCUGUUGCUGGUGGUGGUGCUGUUGCUGGUGCUGUUGCUGUUGCUGUUGCUGUUGCUGUUGCUGGUGCUAGUGCUGCUGUUGCUGUUGCUGCUGUUGCUGCUGUUGCUGCUGUUGCUGCUGUUGCUGCUGUUGCUGCUGUUGCUGCUGUUGCUGCUGUUGCUGCUGUUGCUGCUGUUGCUGCUGUUGCUGCUGUUGCUGCUGUUGCUGCUGUUGCUGCUGUUGCUGCUGUUGCUGCUGUUGCUGCUGUUGCUGCUGUUGCUGCUGUUGCUGCUGUUGCUGCUGUUGCUGCUGUUGCUGCUGUUGCUGCUGUUGCUGCUGUUGCUGCUGUUGCUGCUGUUGCUGCUGUUGCUGCUGUUGCUGCUGUUGCUGCUGUUGCUGCUGUUGCUGCUGUUGCUGCUGUUGCUGCUGUUGCUGCUGUUGCCGCUGCCGGUACUGCUGAUGUAACCGUUCGAGGCCCCACACAGUGGCGGCAGAGAAAGAAGACAAGUGAGGAUGGCACGACGGUGACCGAAUGGCUGAAGCGUCAGCGUCCAAGCGUGCGCGUGCGCGUGCGAGAGCCAGUGCCGUGGCCCGUGGUGCACCGCCCCAGCCACAGUUCGGGUGGAUCCACCAUCAGCCCUGCAUCUCGCAUCCUGCAUCCUGCCUCCUGCAUCCUGGCCCUCAGCCUGGCCCUCAGCCUGUGCCAAGGCGUGGUCUAG